CCUCGAAACACAAGAGUAAGGAGAUGGAUUAUUUAAAAGCCUCAAAAGGAUUCGGAUAGAUACCUUCCCCCUCCACUUCGAGUUCAGAAUGCAGCGGAAGCCUGAAGUUGGAUGAUUCAUCUUCAGACGAAAGCAAAUGAAAGCUAUGCUGAAUGUUUAUUUUGUACGGGUCGAUUUUCCGAACAGAAGAAGUGUGAAUAUAGACAAAAUACAAGUAUGCUAGGAGCAUCAAAUCGCAAUUUGAUUUAAAAAUAUACGCUCGUUUAAAACAAAAAA
Messenger RNA from Acanthoscelides obtectus, 276 nucleotides. Lineage: Eukaryota; Metazoa; Arthropoda; Insecta; Coleoptera; Chrysomelidae. The record is from the annotation of a GenBank genome assembly.